Molecule: messenger RNA, 228 nt
Organism: Miscanthus lutarioriparius
Lineage: Eukaryota; Viridiplantae; Streptophyta; Magnoliopsida; Poales; Poaceae
Source: the annotation of a GenBank genome assembly
AUGGGCAAUCAAAUUCUAAACAAUUUACAUUCUUCUUUUGCCAACUUGUUACAUUCUCGUCAACUAAAGAUUCGCCUGGCAAGCUACCUCGAGGAUCUUUCCCCUGCUUCUCCCACUGCCAUCCUCAUGGAAAAUUGGAAAGUGCAAGCCCAUGCCUUCCACCACCGCUUGAGGACCGAAGAUGAAGAGCCAGCCAAAGAGGCCAAGGUCCAUGAAGCAGGGUGGUGA